AUGAAGAAAUUAACCACAGUAAAGAGCGAGAAAUCCGGCAUGAAGCUUGGGAAGAACCGAAGGCCAAUAGCUAGAAAAUCCAAAAAGAAGCAACUUAAACAGCAAACAACAGAGCAACAGCAUGCAGCAUUGCUGGCUGAUGGAGCCGACCAUCAACAGAGAGCGUCAGAGCUCAUUCUGCAUCCGACUUAUGAUAAUCUAGCGUUUAACCAAGUCUCAUGGAGCCCCACCACCGGAACAAGAGCAACUGCUUUGUCCGCGCUGGACAUCCCUCCACCACCGGAACAAGAGCAACUGCUUUGUCCGCGCUGUGACUCCACCAACACUAAGUUUUGCUACUACAACAACUAUAACUUCUCUCAGCCUCGCUAUUUCUGUAAGUCCUGUCGCCGUUACUGGACUCAUGGUGGCACCCUUAGGGACAUCCCUAUUGGCGGUGGUACCAGGAAAAAUGCUAAGCGUUCACGCAUCAGCAGCACCACAACCACCCAUGGCACAGCUUUUUCCGCAACCAAUGCCACCACCACCACGACCACUAAUCAUCAUAACUUCCCAUUACCUACCACCCCCGUUUUGUUGCCAAUCUAUACUAAUCAGGGAAGUAUUGGUAUUGGUGGAGAGUCCAAGGGCAAUAUUUUUGGAAGUUUUACUUCAUUGUUGAAUACUCAGGGGCCUGGUUUUCUAGCUCUUGGUGGAUUUGGACAUGGUAUUUCUCCAACGCUCGAGGAUGUUGAAUUUGGGCUUGGAAGAGGAAUGUUGCCUUUUCCGGGCGUAGGAGAUGGAGCUGCUGCUGUUGGUGGGCGUGGCAAUGUUGGGGCUACCAUGGGAAUGGGGAAUAUAUGGCAGUUUGAAGGUGGAGAGUCUGGUUCUGUUGGCGGGGAUUGCUUUUCCUGGCCUGAUCUUGCCAUUUCAACGCCUGGAAAUGGUACCAAGUGAAUCUUCUCUUUAGGUUUCUUUGUCUUCUUAACGUUUCUAGUACAAGGUGAAUAUAGUGAGUGCCGAGAGUAAACUGUUAGCUACAUGAAAAUACAAAUUGGACUAUGACUUUUCUUUAUUGUUCUUUGGUGAGUUAAUGCCAUGGGAUUUG
Messenger RNA from Hibiscus syriacus, 1087 nucleotides. RefSeq names its product dof zinc finger protein DOF3.4-like. NCBI's taxonomy places the organism in Eukaryota, Viridiplantae, Streptophyta, Magnoliopsida, Malvales, Malvaceae. The transcript has 4 exons. Gene Ontology annotation, molecular function: DNA-binding transcription factor activity; DNA binding. Gene Ontology annotation, biological process: regulation of DNA-templated transcription. The record is from RefSeq and is a predicted model, not a curated record. The coding region runs from base 1 to 936 and encodes 311 amino acids.